AUGGCCACCGACCGAGUCACGUCCGUCGACCUCACCGGUCUCAAGAAGAUCGGCCAGGGCAAGGUCCGCGAUGUCUUCGAGGUCGACGACAAAACGCUCCUUUUCGUCGCCUCCGAUCGCGUCUCAGCCUUUGACGUCGUCAUGAAGAAUGGCAUCCCCGACAAGGGCGCCAUCCUCACCCACGCCUCUGCACACUGGUUCAAGGUCCUCUCGGACCGAGUCCCCGGUCUCAAGACCCACUUCCUCACCCUCGACCCUCCGGCCGGCCUGCCCGCCGCCGACGCCGCCCUCAUCAAGAACCGCGCCAUGCAGGUCCGCCGUCUCAAGGUCAUCCCCCUGGAGGCCAUUGUCCGCGGCUACAUCACCGGCUCCGCCUGGAACGAGUACAAGGCCAAGGGCACCGUCCACGGCAUCCAGGUUCCCGCCGGCAUGCAGCAGUCCCAGGCCUUCGAGACGCCUCUCUACACGCCCAGCACCAAGGCCGAGCAGGGCGAGCACGACGAGAACAUCCACCCGGACGAGGCCGUCCGCCUCGUCGGCGAGAAGCACGCGCGCCGCGUCGAGGAGCUGGCGCUGCGCCUCUAUGCCGCGGCGCGCGACUACGCCGCCGAGCGCGGCAUCAUCCUCGCCGACACCAAGUUCGAGUUCGGCGUCGACCCGGACACGGACGAGGUCGUGCUCGUGGACGAGGUGCUCACGCCGGACAGCAGCCGGUACUGGCCCGCCGACAAGUACGAGGUUGGCCGCGACCAGGAGAGCUUCGACAAGCAGUUCAUCCGCAACUGGCUCAUCGAGCAAGGGCUCAAGGGGAAGGAGGGCGUCGCGCUGCCCGAGGACGUGUGCCGGGCCACGGCGGAGAAGUACAAGGACGUUUUCCUGAAGCUGGUGGGCCAGAGCUUCGACGAGGUUGUUGCGCGGUCGUAG
This is a messenger RNA of Colletotrichum higginsianum IMI 349063, 924 nucleotides long. Its product is annotated as Phosphoribosylaminoimidazole-succinocarboxamidesy nthase. The transcript has 3 exons. Gene Ontology annotation, molecular function: phosphoribosylaminoimidazolesuccinocarboxamide synthase activity. The coding region runs from base 1 to 924 and encodes 307 amino acids. Gene Ontology annotation, cellular component: cytoplasm. Lineage: Eukaryota; Fungi; Ascomycota; Sordariomycetes; Glomerellales; Glomerellaceae. Gene Ontology annotation, biological process: 'de novo' IMP biosynthetic process. The record is from RefSeq and is a predicted model, not a curated record.